This is a messenger RNA of Lemur catta (Ring-tailed lemur), 2978 nucleotides long. RefSeq names its product regulator of chromosome condensation 1 (gene RCC1). Bases 500 to 2014 code for a protein of 504 amino acids. The record is from RefSeq and is a predicted model, not a curated record. The transcript is spliced from 11 exons. Gene Ontology annotation, cellular component: cytoplasm. NCBI's taxonomy places the organism in Eukaryota, Metazoa, Chordata, Mammalia, Primates, Lemuridae. Gene Ontology annotation, molecular function: guanyl-nucleotide exchange factor activity.
UGGGGAGACCUCGUGUGGCUCACUGUUGUGGUCCAGUGUGAUCACCAAAGUAUGCACUUGGAGCCUGGGGCGAUGCUGCUGGCAAGUCAUUCAUUCAUCAGAUGUUAAUUGAACUCCGACCACGUGUGACUGUGUGCCCUAGCAGAGGUUAAGUGUGUGGAGUGUUAUGGGAACCCCGAGGGGAACCCCCAACCCUGCCCAGGAGGGUCAAGGAUGGUUUUCCAGGUGAGGUGACUCUUGAACGGGGUUUUGAAGGAAUAGUUAUUCAGGCAGCCUGGGGGUGAUGGGGUUUAGGUGAUCCAGGCAGAGGGCACAACUCAAGCAAAGGCAUGGAGGUAUAGGUGAGUGUUGUGGUUAGAGAUACCACAGGUUUUUUAGUGAUUGGAAGAGGAUAGUAUCAAGAUACAGCAGGGACUGAUGUGCAAGGCCAAGAAACACUGGGUGGGGCCGGGGAGGGAAGGUUUCACCCAAGAGGGGCAUCAGAGUGGAACUUGAAGAGAUGAAUUGGAGUUCACAAAGCUCGUGUUUUGAAGACAUUCUCAAGAGCAGGAAUGCUGUUCUGUUCAUCUUUGCAACUUCUAGUCGGGUGUCUUUGAGCGACGCACCCACUCCCUCUGAGAUUAGUUUCCUCAUCUGUAAAAUGAAGGACACAAAGAUGCCACCCAAGCGCAUAGCUAAGAAAAGGUCACCCCCAGAAGAUGCCAUCCCCAAAAGCAAGAAGGUGAAGGGCGCGAGGGCUGCUACCUCCCGCCGCGUUCCCGGCGCCCGCUCCUGCCAAGGUGCCUGCGGGCCGAGCCCGCCUGACCAGAAAGCUCCAACAGUCUCACAUAGGUCCCACAGCACAGAACCAGGCUUGGUGCUGACACUGGGCCAGGGCGACGUGGGCCAACUGGGGUUAGGUGAGAAUGUGAUGGAGAGGAAGAAGCCAGCCCUGGUGUCCAUUCUGGAGGAUGUUGUUCAGGCCGAGGCUGGGGGCAUGCACACCGUGUGUCUAAGCAAAAAUGGCCAGGUCUACUCCUUCGGCUGCAAUGAUGAGGGAGCCCUGGGAAGGGACACAUCAGUGGAGGGCUCGGAGAUGGUCCCCGGGAAAGUGGAACUGCAAGAAAAGGUGGUACAGGUGUCAGCAGGAGACAGUCACACAGCAGCCCUCACCGAGGAUGGCCGUGUCUUCCUCUGGGGCUCCUUCCGGGACAAUAACGGUGUAAUCGGGCUGUUGGAACCCAUGAAGAAGAGCAUGGUGCCCGUACAGGUGCAGCUGGAUGCUCCUGUGGUGAAGGUAGCCUCAGGAAAUGACCACUUGGUGAUGCUAACAGCUGACGGCGACCUCUACACCUUGGGCUGCGGGGAGCAGGGCCAGCUGGGCCGUGUGCCUGAGUUAUUUGCCAACCGUGGUGGCCGUCAGGGCCUUGAACGACUCCUGGUGCCUAAGUGUGUGAUGCUGAAAUCCAGGGGAAGCCGGGGCCAUGUGAAAUUCCAGGAUGCCUUCUGCGGUGCCUAUUUCACCUUUGCCAUCUCCCGUGAGGGCCACGUAUAUGGCUUUGGCCUCUCCAACUACCAUCAGCUUGGAACUCAAGGCACAGAAUCUUGUUUCAUACCCCAGAACCUAACAUCCUUCAAGAAUUCCACCAAGUCCUGGGUGGGCUUCUCUGGUGGCCAGCACCAUACAGUCUGCAUGGAUUCAGAAGGAAAAGCGUACAGCCUGGGCCGGGCUGAGUACGGGCGGCUGGGCCUUGGGGAGGGUGCUGAGGAGAAGAGCAUACCCACCCUCAUCUCCAGGCUGCCCACCGUCUCCUCAGUGGCUUGUGGGGCCUCUGUGGGGUACGCUGUGACGAAAGAUGGUCGUGUUUUUGCCUGGGGCAUGGGCACCAACUACCAGCUGGGCACAGGGCAGGAUGAGGACGCCUGGAGCCCUGUGGAGAUGACGGGCAAACAGCUGGAGAACCGUGUGGUCUUAUCUGUCUCCAGCGGGGGCCAGCACACAGUCUUACUAGUCAAGAACAAGGACCAGAGCUGAUGAAGCCUCUGAGGGCCUGGCCCCCCACAGCCUCCCUCACAGAAUAGGGAAGAUUCCAGCAGGCUCUCCCCAUCCCUGAACACUGUGUCAUCUGCCUUUUUCCCAUCAGCAGAACAGAAUCCGUUUCCUCUUUUUCUUCCUCCUUUUUGGAAUCAUCCUGGGACCUGCAGGAUGAUGGGGGGAUGGGUGGGAGGUCUCUCAGAAGGAAUACUGCUCACCAGGGAGCUAUGUGGUUUGACUUUUGCUCCCAUUUCCCUACCUUCCAUGGGCCUGGCUGGGCCUGGCUUUGCCUACCAGAAAACCAAAGCUUCCUUGCUUGGGAGUUUGGUGCCCACACUCUGAGAACUUGGGGCUCCAUCAAGCUCCUUUCUAGUCACGUGCCCCUUUCCUGUCCCCAGCAAUCUACUGGCAGACAAAUGGUACAGUCAUUAGACCAGCUGCCAUGGACCCAUGCCUGAGGGAAUCUGGAGAAAAGGCAGGGCUGCACAGCCAGGGCAACCCCAAGCCAGAUGUUUGGCUCUGAUCAGGUGUCCAUGGGACAAAACAGAAUGAUCCCCCACUUGACCAAGAAGGAAGCCAACUAGCGGUUCUCCCAGAAGCACAAAGCACACACCUGUCCAUCAGGCAGUGCCCGUAUCUGCCCAUCCAUUUGGCUUCACCUGCAGUUCAGGGCCUGAAACCUCAAAGAGAAGCCACAUGUGCCGGGCAGGGUAGGACAGGGCAGGGCAGGGUGUGGGGUGAGAGAGGAUGGAGGGUUUUAUAAGCAAAUUUACAGCAAUAUUGAGCGGGAAGGGUGGGGAAGAGGGUUGGAGGAGAAGAGGCUGGUCCCAAGAAGGAAGCAGCACCUUGUACAGUGGCUGAGAAAAUAGAAAAUAGUUUUGAUUUUUUUUAAUUGUAAAAUAUUUUGGAGGGGAGAGUGAAAUCUUUUAAAAGUUUGAAUAAAUCUAGAGUUUUAUAAAACAGG